This is a messenger RNA of Anopheles moucheti, 2205 nucleotides long. Its product is annotated as sphingomyelin phosphodiesterase 1-like. Gene Ontology annotation, biological process: sphingomyelin catabolic process; ceramide biosynthetic process. Gene Ontology annotation, cellular component: lysosome. Bases 135 to 2126 code for a protein of 663 amino acids. NCBI's taxonomy places the organism in Eukaryota, Metazoa, Arthropoda, Insecta, Diptera, Culicidae. The record is from RefSeq and is a predicted model, not a curated record. The transcript is spliced from 4 exons. Gene Ontology annotation, molecular function: acid sphingomyelin phosphodiesterase activity.
GUACGAGGGAAUCGGUAUUCAGUGCUCAGUAAUGUGUGUUGUGCCGCAAGAUCAAACAAUAGCCGUGUCUUGCUAAUCCUCAGAAGGUUAUCGGACUUGGUUCAGAACAGUCGACUUUCAUCCGAUCGUUCGAAAUGUUACCGCAGAGAAGUUGGUUUUUGGUGUUCGUUGGUGGGUUUUACGUACUUAGUCAAGUCCACGGAGCAGAUACCCCAGGAUCACCGCGUGGAUCGCCGUACAGAAUAGACCUAGCACAAUACAAUCAAGCACUGCUGCCCAGGGUGCGUACCAUCAUCGAAGCAUCCGAGGUGGCUGAUGACCAAUAUGUUCCGUACUUUGAACUGCUGCCCGAGUACCGGGAACGUUUGAGCGGUAACUUUCUGAUCGAUGGAUUUGCACGUGCUCGCGAUGCGGCACGGUGUCUCACGUGCAUGUCCAGCUCGUAUCUGUUCCUGAGCUACUACAACGAAACGAUCGUGAACGGGCAGGGCAACACGGAACGGGUGUGGACGUUCGCGAAGCGCAUCUGUCGGCUGCUCGGUUUCAAGCAGUAUCUGUGUGAAGGUAUCGUCAACAUGAAUGGGCAGGUCAUCGAGUAUGUACUGCGCAAUCGUACACCGUUCCCAGACCCGGAGGAUAUCUGUCAAGUGUUUUUGCAGGAGCAGGACUGUGUGCGCGAUGUUGGAAGUAUAACGGAAGCGACACUGUACCGAUCGGUUGACAUCACUCCCCGGGCGGACGUGCGAUCGGCAAUGUUUGGGUCUUCGGAUGAAGCUGGUUCGUGUUCUAGAGAUGAUUUGCCACCAAGAAAAACGUCCGGCACACCAUUAACGAUCGUUCAUCUUACGGAUAUACACUACGAUCCGGAGUAUCUGGUCGGUGUAAAUGCGGACUGUAAGGCGGAAGCCUGCUGUCGGACAUUGCCCGAUCUAAAGCCGGCUACGACGGCGACGGCCGCUGGGUAUUGGGGUGAUUACCGGGACUGUGAUACACCGUGGCAUGCUGUGGUGGACGUGAUGGAACAUAUUCGUGAGCAGCACCCGAAGAUUGAUGCAAUCUACUUCACCGGUGACAUUGUGCAUCAUUUCACCUGGAAUACGACGAUCGAAACGAAUGAAUUUGCGAUGCGUCAGGUGUUUGAUCUGAUGAAGCGCACCUUCCCGGAAGUUCCACUCUAUCCGGUACUGGGUAAUCACGAAUCGCAUCCUGCUAACCUAUACGCUCCACACAACGUCGACGAAUCAUUCCGGACCAACUAUUUGUACGACUUCGUUGCGGAGCAGUGGGACGACUGGCUACCAAUCGAGGACAUCCGAGGAACGCUAGCUGAAGGUGGUUACUACACGGUUCAAACUCCUUACGGGGUGCGCAUUAUCGGGCUCAACAACAAUCCUUGCUUCGUGCACAACUUUUGGCUAUUUUACAGCCUUGACUACUUUCUGCCGCAGCUGCAGUGGUUGCACGACACGUUGCUAGCUGCAGAACAGGCAAACGAGCGGGUCCACAUCUUGGCACAUGUGCCUUCGUAUGACGAUUCCUGCUUUAUCGGUUGGACACGCGAAUAUCGCAAGAUUGUCGAACGCUUUGCACACAUCAUUGCGGGGCAGUUUAAUGGACAUUCGCAUGUGGAUGAGUUCAAUCUAUACUAUAAACGAGACGAUCCAUCACGUGCGGUCAGUGUGGCGUGGAACGGUGGAUCAACGACUACCUUUACCAAGCUUAACCCGAACUACAAGGUGUUCCAGUUCGAUCCAGUUACGUUUGUACCCGUCGAACAAGAGACCUGGAUGUACAACCUUACCGAAGCGAAUCUAACACCCGAUCGACGACCCUCUUGGUAUCGUAUGUACUCUUUUAAGAACCACUAUCAGCUGUCGGAUCUCAGCGUGAACUCUCUACAACGUCUCGUGCAACAGUUUGCUCAGUCCGAGUCGCAACUACAACGGUAUUGGCAAACGAAGCAAAAAUUUUCCGAUCCGCUAAUACGUGAAGGAUGCACGGGAACCUGUUUGAGAAAUGCGCUAUGCGCUAUUGUUCGUACUGAGCACGCAGACGAAACAGCCUGCGAGCUUUUAUAUGAACGUGCAAUGCAAACGAAUGCAUCCACCGCGGUUUCUAGGAAAUAGUUCGGCUUAGAUUUUGUGAUUUUUAAGCAGAAUUUGGAAAAAUUGUACUAUUUUGAAGGUGUGAACAAUGCUAAUACUU